CAUCUUCACCUCCAUGCAUUAUUACUAAAUCCUUCCGUUUCUUCCUCCCCUUCUCUCCCCCCACCCAUCUCUCCCUCUCUCGAUGGCGGAAAAACACGACGAUGAGCAGCUGCUCGUUCAAAGAAACAGCUCCGCCGCCGCGGCCGCCUCCUUCGUCGCCGGCGCAGAUGACAUACCCCCGAUCACAAACCUCCGUGACUUCUCCAGAGAGUUCUGCGCCGAAUCGGCCAAGCUCUGGUUCCUGGCGGGCCCCGCCAUCUUCACCACCAUCUGCCAAUACUCCCUCGGGGCCGUCACCCAGGUCUUCGCCGGCCAGGUGGGGACCCUCGAGCUCGCCGCCGUCUCCGUCGAGAACUCUGUCAUCGCCGGCUUCUCCCUAGGCACCAUGGUGGACAUGCUAGGAGUCUACCUACAACGCUCGUGGGUCAUACUCCUCGCCACGUCAUCCCUCCUCACCUUGACCUACAUCUUCGCCGCCCCACUUCUCCGCCUGAUCGGCCAGCCCGCGUCCAUCUCACGCGCCGCGGGUACCUUCGCGAUCUGGAUGCUCCCCCAGCUCUUCGCCUACGCGCUCAACUUCCCCAUGGCCAAGUUCCUGCAGGCCCAGAGCAAGAUGGCCGUGAUGGCCGGGAUCGCGACGGCGGCGCUUGUCCUCCACGCCGCCCUCAACUGGGCGCUUUUAGUGGUGAAUCCGCCGUGGGGGCUCGCCGGCGCGGCGGCGCUGCUGGACGGGGCGUGGUGGUUCAUCGUGGCGGCGCAGUUCGUGUACGUGGUCGGCGGGGGGUGCGGGAAGGCGUGGGGCGGGUUCACGUGGAAGGCGUUCCGUAAUUUGUGGGGGUUCGUGAGGUUGUCGCUAGCGUCGGCUGUCAUGGUUUGCUUGGAGAUAUGGUACUUCAUGGUAUUGAUACUAUUUGCUGGCUAUCUCAAGGAUGCUGAAGUAUCUGUGGCUGCUCUGUCCAUCUGGUAUAUAAGUCAUCCGAGAACGGCGAGAUUCUCGCUGGUAGUGGCCGUGGUGUCGUCUUUUAUGGUGGGCGUCGCCCUUGCACUCGUUUUGGUCGUCACUAAAGACCACUACCCGUCUCUGUUUUCCAACGAUCCGGCGGUGAAACGUGUCGUCAAGGAUAUGACUUCGAUGCUGGCUCUCUGCAUCGUCAUUAACAAUGUUCAGCCUGUUCUCUCUGGCGUUGCGAUUGGGGCGGGAUGGCAAGCAGUUGUGGCGUACGUGAAUAUUGGUUGCUACUAUCUGUUCGGAAUUCCGUUGGGCUUGAUUUUAGGCUACCAAUUUGAUAUGGGUGUCAUGCUGAUGAUAGGAAAAACAAGUGGACAUGUCAGGAUUCUACAUGCAAUGCAACGAUCAUAUUCAUGGGUAAUCCUCACAACGACAGCUUUCCUUCUCAGCUUCGUCUACAUUUUCGCCGCACCAUUCCAUGAACGGAUAGGCCAGACGCCGGAGACCUCUAGAGCUGCCGGGACCUCCUCAAUCUACAUGCUCUUGCAUCAGUUCGCCUGCGCGGUCAACUUUCCGAUCGCCAAGUUCCUCCAGUCUCAGAGCAGUGAUAUCGGGUGGCCCGUCGCCAUUGGAGAAGGAUGGCAAGCAGCAGUGGCAUUCGUGAGCGAUCCUUGCUACUACGCAUUUGGGAUUCCCGACGGUCUUAUUGUUGGUUACAGGAUUCACCUGGGUGUCAAGGCCUCUGCUGCAGAAAACAGGAUAAGAAGAUGGUGUGGAGAUGAAGGGAACCAAAGAGAUGAAUGCUUGACAAGAAAUGGAAUCUAG
Molecule: messenger RNA, 1774 nt
Organism: Linum tenue
Lineage: Eukaryota; Viridiplantae; Streptophyta; Magnoliopsida; Malpighiales; Linaceae
Source: the annotation of a GenBank genome assembly